CCCUCCCUCUCUCCCUCUUCCUCUCCCUCUCUGUUGGGCGUGUUGUGUGUUUGGGUGGAUAAAGAUGGUAGGUGGUAGGAGAAUCUUGUCCAUGUUUCUUGUGGCAUUUAUGUGGAUUAAUGCCCAAUAUGCAUUUGUAAGUUGUACUUUGACACCACAAGUGCAAAGAAAAAUUGCUAGAGCCAAUCAAAAGGGACCUUAUCUUGGUUUGAUCAUACCAAAUACUUUUGAACUAGACCCUCUUCUUCAGAAUUCAGACUACACUCCAAGUAAACUCACCAUAGACUUUGCUGGAAGGAGAUUUCGAUUUGGAGCCAUUGGCCACAAGCCUGUUAUACUGGUCAUGACAGGAAUGGGCAUGAUAAAUGCAGGUGUAACUACUCAGCUUCUAUUAAGCUUUUUCACAGUUGAAGGAGUGGUGCACUACGGUGUUGCUGGAAAUGCAAACACAUCCUUGCAUAUUGGAGAUGUAGCCAUUCCUCAAUAUUGGGCUCAUUUAGCACUUUGGAGUUGGCAGAGGUAUGGGCAAGGGCCUAAUGAUUCGUUACCCUUUGACUUCACAAAGGAAGUAGGAUACUUAGAAUUUGCCAAUUUCACCUCAAACUCAUCUUCAAGUGUUGACAGUGAUAACCUACUCAACAAUAUCUGGUACGAACCAGAAGAAGUUUUUCCAGUUGAUGGCAUUCCAGAAGAAACCAAAUAUGCUCUUUGGGUCCCUGUAGAUUCCAAGUACUACCACAUUGCUAAAAAACUCAAGGGGUUGAAGCUAAAGGCGUGCAUAAACUCAACGACAUGCUUGUCCACAAUACCAAAGGUGGAACUUGUUGAUAGAGGAACAAGUGCGAGCAUCUACCUAGACAAUGUAGCAUACCGAACCUUCCUCUACAACAAAUUCCAUGUGAGCCCAGUGGACAUGGAAAGUGCAUCAGUGGCCCUUAUAUGUUUGCAACAAAGAGUACCAUUCAUUGUUUUCAGGGCUCUCUCCGACUUGGCCGGUGGCGGCUCUGCCCAGUCUAAUGAAGCUGAUACUUUCGCAUCACUCGCUGCCACUAACUCUGUCAAGGUGGUUGCUGAGUUUGUUAAGCUCUUGUCACUCCACCGCAAGAGGUGGAACAUGUUAUAGCAAGUUAUCAUAAAUUAAUUUUUUUUCUGUUUAAAUAAUGAGUGAUUGUUUCCGGUUUGAUAAAAGUUUCACAUUUGAUUAUUAUCUAUGAAAAUAGUUUCAAGGA
Messenger RNA from Lotus japonicus, 1229 nucleotides. RefSeq lists its product as uncharacterized. Gene Ontology annotation, biological process: nucleoside metabolic process. The transcript has 5 exons. Bases 65 to 1123 code for a protein of 352 amino acids. The record is from RefSeq and is a predicted model, not a curated record. NCBI's taxonomy places the organism in Eukaryota, Viridiplantae, Streptophyta, Magnoliopsida, Fabales, Fabaceae. Gene Ontology annotation, molecular function: catalytic activity.